Messenger RNA from Ceraceosorus bombacis, 1827 nucleotides. The record is from the annotation of a GenBank genome assembly. NCBI's taxonomy places the organism in Eukaryota, Fungi, Basidiomycota, Exobasidiomycetes, Ceraceosorales, Ceraceosoraceae.
AUGCCAUCCAUCAACACGAUGAUGCAUGGACAGUCGACCACCAAUGCGGCCUGGCUUGCGGAUCAGCAAGCUGCACGUACCACCGACGACAAUCAAAGCAGCUCCGCACAGCCAUCUAGCCUCGCCGCUGAUACUUACCCGCUCUGCCUGUCCGAGUACACACGGUAUGGCAGACAACUCAUCCUGCCGUCGUGGGGUAUGCCUACACAGCUGGCACUCAAACGCAGCAGGGUGCUAGUGGUGGGAGCGGGUGGAUUGGGCUGUCCGGCGAUCCAAUACCUCGCUGCGGCUGGAGUCGGGCACAUUACUGUGGUGGAUCACGAUGUGGUGGAGAGGAGCAACUUGGCCAGACAAAUCCUGCACGAUGAAGCGACUGUGGGACUGAGCAAGGUGGAGAGCGUCGAAAGAGCGGUGCAGAGGUGAAGGCGCGGUGCGAUGCUGCGGUAUGGCUUGCUCGCUGCUCACAAUCCCUCGUGCUCCUCACAGGAUCAAUCCUCACGUGCGAGUAGAUUCGAUCGCAUCCGCAUUCGACAAGACGAACGCCAUGCCUCUCGUCUCCUCGCACGACCUCACUCUGGACUGCACAGACAAUGUUUUGACUCGCUAUCUCAUCUCCGAUACUGCUGUGCUCUGCAGCAAGCAGGUGGUCAGCGGUGCGGCACAAGGAGUAGAGGGGCAGCUCAUGGUGCUCAACAAGAAUCCUCACGACUCGGACGCGGCCGCGAAAGACAGAUCAUCUGCAGCAGGACCAAGCAGAGGGCCAUGCUACAGGUGCAUGUUCCCCAGAGCACCCAGACCCGACGAUGUGGUGGAUUGCUCCGACGGAGGCGUCUUUGGUGGGAUCACCGGUCUGGUGGGCACUCUGCAGGCCGUCGAAAGCAUCAAGCUGCUCUCGGAUGUGGGCGAAUGUGAGGGGCUCGUGAAGUGGCUUGAUUGUUCAUACCUGACCCGUCACCUCUUUGCAUCUUAUCGGAUCGAACACCAGCGACCCCUCCAAAUUUGCUCCUUUGCUCUGCCUUCUCCUAUCCGCCUUUUAGAUCGAUCAAGCUGAGACCUAGCAGACCAGAUUGUCGCUCAUGUGGAAACCCUGAAAAUGUGGAAAGUCGCAUCUCAAACCUGGCACAGGAGGAUUAUGCGGCGUUUUGUGGUCUCAAUGACGUGCGCGGUAAGGGGGAGAGCAGAGGUGGUCGAGAUCGAAUAUCUGUCCAGGUGAGCUGCCGAGAGCAUCGUUGUAUCCAGCGAUGACAAGAGCUGAAUAUGUGGGAGCAUUCGCAGGAGCUGUCUAGCAUUCUGCAACACGAAGCAGACACUAAUCAAGCCAAUGCUCGGUCACUUUUGGUCGACGUUCGACCAAAGGUGGAGUACGGCAUCGUCAGCUUGCCCAAUACCUGCAGUGCGUACAGUAGACUCUUUCUUCCUCUUGCUUUCGCGGGCUCUAAUCGAGUCCGCGUCUCACGAUACGCAGACAUACCGUACACCGACUUGCGUCGCAACCCUAGCGAGACUCUCCAGCGCAUCCGAACGUUGCAAAAUAGUGUUGCGCCCAUCAGCAGCAGCGGCAACCCUUCGAACCAUAGCACCUCGAAGCUGAACAAUGCCGCAUCGCAGGUGUCGCCUAGCAUCUACUUGCUCUGCAGACGCGGCAAUGACUCUCAGAUUGCCGCUGAUCUGCUUCACAAGGCUCAAGUUGAGCAAGCGCCUACGACAGGCAAUGAAGAGGUGCACACUCUCGCUGCGCAGCGCUCAGACGAAUUCACCUUUGUAGACGUGAUCGGCGGACUGCAAGCAUGGAGCAAAGAGGUCGACCUGAGCUUUCCAGUCUAUUGA